This is a messenger RNA of Morchella importuna, 474 nucleotides long. RefSeq lists its product as uncharacterized. NCBI's taxonomy places the organism in Eukaryota, Fungi, Ascomycota, Pezizomycetes, Pezizales, Morchellaceae. The transcript has 4 exons. The coding region runs from base 1 to 474 and encodes 157 amino acids. The record is from RefSeq and is a predicted model, not a curated record.
AUGGUGAAAGGCUCGGUAUAUACCGGUACCUGUCAUGGAUCAAGCGAAGAAACGUACGGUUUAGGCUCCGCGGGGAAAGAAAACUACUUUCUAUUUCAAAUCACCGGUUUUCCACUCGUCUCGUUCCACUAUGACAGUGAGAUGCUUCAAGAAACAGGUAGAGUACAUGAGGUCUGGGGUGGUGUUGCGAUGUCCAUGUCACUGCGGGCAAAGUUGAAGGAUCUCAAUGGUCAGGUAGACCCGGCUUUCGGCUUCUUUUCACCGUUCGGAGUCGACCUCCGCGGCGGUCCGCGGAGUUCUACAACUCGGCCCUCGAAAAAUCUAUUACUGGACCGUCCGGGAUGGAGGCUCUUUUUUUUCGCGAUCAACGCAACGUCAUGUCAUCUGUACCUGACUCCUAAGUUCCAAGAUCAUGCGAUUCCAGUUUUCGAUACUGUGGUCCAUGUAGUCGAGAUGGCAUCAAAUCAUGCCUGA